Molecule: messenger RNA, 2157 nt
Organism: Peniophora sp. CBMAI 1063
Lineage: Eukaryota; Fungi; Basidiomycota; Agaricomycetes; Russulales; Peniophoraceae
Source: the annotation of a GenBank genome assembly
AUGACUCCAGACGAUACCGCGCAAUCUAAGCGCCCUGAGGACCUCUUCUACAAUACCUAUCUAGAUGCUGCGAAGACCGAAGAUGAGGCACGCCCAAAGAACUGGGAAGGAAGCACGACUGGUAUCUUAACUUUUACCGGUCUAUUUGCUGCAACUGUCGCGGCCUUCAUCAUCGAGAGCUAUAAGACACUAUCAGUCGAUUCGGGGGACCAAACAACAUUCCUACUCUCUCAGCUCCUUACCGCUACAGCCAACGCGUCAGCUGGUAUCUCAGUGAUGAUAACUCCACCCGAACCCUUUUCUACCUCCGCUACUUCCAUUGCUACCAAUGCAUUAUGGUUCUCCAGUCUUCUCAUUGCCCUGGUGUGCGCUUUACUAUCAACAUUGGUGCAAGAGUGGUCCCGCAACUACGUCCACGACAUGAACACGCGUGAAGUGCUUCACGAAACGCUUCAAUCUCGCGUUUACAACCACAUCUACAUCCGGAUGGGCGUCAACCGGUAUGGGAUGGAUCAAUUCGUGUCUUGGAUUGUCGCUCUGGUGCACCUAGCGGUGCUCCUCUUCGCUCUAGGUCUUCUCAUCUUCCUAUUCCCCAUCGACCGAAUAGUGGCGGGCGUAUGCACGGCCGUCUUCGGUAGUUUUGUCAUACUCUAUGGUCUGGCCAGCCUGCUUCCGCUCCUCGACAAGAGCUGUCCUUAUCGUACGCCACUGACCUACGUGAGUGCUUGCGUGUACUGGCUAUACGUACACCUCUGGGACCUUGUUCAAGUGAUCAAACAAGAUCGACCGCGCUCGACUUCAGUCAAGAGUCAUGCCAGCUUUCGCAACAUCGUCUCUCGGCGAUAUACAGACUCUGUUAUACGAUGGCAGUUCCUCACUAAACGCCGUUUUGUGUUCGCUUGGGAGCACACAUUCCCUCACGUCCCUGAACAUUCGCGCUCGGAGGUCUUACGCGGCUUGUACUGGGUCAUCACUUCGCCGCUCAGCCGAAGGGAUAUCCUUGCCUACUUGUGCAGCCACACACAGCUGAUUACCGACAUCCUAGCCGAAUACCAGGCAGAUCCUGAUAUUGCUCGCUCUAUGCCGCCGCAUCGAACAGUCGAUCCCUUCCUGUUUACCACAACAGCGGACCUCGCCAGCAUGAUGUUUGCAGAGAACGUGGAACGAUACGGACAGCGAAUGGAGGAGAGUCUUCCAUCCAGUAUACCCUGUAUCAGUGUCAUCGGCUGUGUCUCCCGUAUCGCAAACAUCGACAGACCAGACCAAACAUUGGCACGCCUGUGCAUCUCUUAUGCGCGAUCAUCGAUCCUGAGGCUAUCUGAACAGGCGUUUCAGCACAAUGUUCCGACUCUUCGCGAAGAGCAGGCGGCUCAGUUCUACGAAGACAUACGCUAUUUGAACCUCAAGACGAACGAACUGCCCGUGAACGCCGUUCUGCUCUUGCUGGUGGCUGGCUCGUACGAUGGCCACUAUUGGACCGGUACGCAUUCGACGCGUCUGUUACCCCUGCAUGACGAUGACUGCUGCCGUUCCUGGAAGUGCGCUCUCACGCCCACCGGACUUGCACAUAUAGCCGCGUGCAAUGCGUUGGAGAUCGUCACUCAGCUCGUACGCUGGGGAGGGGAGGAGGACGGUUCAGAUCCCACCUUGGCUCUCAAUUGCGCAGGCGGCGUUCUCAAGCCAUGGGUGGAAUACGCCGAGACGCCGGAUGAUCGGAACCCUCCCUCACCCGAAUUCGUUUCCUUCCUCUCCUCCGUUGGACUUCAAGAAUGGCUUCAGCCUGGAAGUCACUUCAAUACUGGUCCGAGCGAAGGACCACAUCACAGAUUCCUCACCUCCACUUACUUCGGACAUUGGUCGAUGAAGGCACUGCAGAAGUUGGCACGAAACGUCGACUUCGCGGCGUAUCGAGAUCGAGUACAGCCUGUAUCGACUCUCUUGCAACCAUACCUGUCCGACAACGGCUUGGAUGUAUCCCACGAGGCGGAGAACCCUCAGGGCCUUCCAGCCUCACACACUGGAUCGCCACCAAGGACUACCGUUGGGGUCAAUGACACCGCGGAAUUGAAGAGUGUUCUAGUAGAAGACCAUGAUGGCGGACUUCUGAUGUCUAUACCCGCUGAAGAGGGUAGGAACGUGUGGCUCAUCGACCCAUAA